AUGCAUGGUUUCACCAGCUCACAGCUGGCAGUGCCCUGCGAAACCGCAAGUGGCAUACUUCCGUCAGCAGAAGCCAUUCAGAAACAGAUCAAAGAGGAGUGGCUGCUCUGUGGCGUCAUGGCGAUGGCGUCCGAAGCCAUUGCCAAGGUGAAGGAGAUCCAGAAGGGAAGCCAAGAGGGCCGAAAACAAUGGGGCCUUUGGUGCGACACUCGUGGAAACGGAGUGCGGGAUCCGAGCAAGCACACGCCUGAGUUCCUUGAAGAGUUUGUGGCACAGUACAAUGCUGGAGGUCGCUUGGAAUCUCCUGCUCCUGAAAAAGUGGAAACCCUCGCAGAGCUUGUGAAAACCGGGCAGCGAAACUCGCACCAUUGGCAGCAGGCAUGGACCCUGUACUGCCAACGCUUUGGACAUGGUGUGAAUGAUCCCUACAAGCACACUUCCGCUUUCCUGGUGGGCUUCAUGGAUUUCCUGGCAUAUCGAGGAUGCAUGGCCAUGUAUGGCUCAGUUCUGGACGCUGGCUACAACUACUGGGAUUGGAAUGAGCUUGCUUCAGAAGCGGAUACAUUCAUCGUCCUGUCAGGAUUGGUUUGGGAUUCACUCAUGGCUGGGCCGGCGGGCUCUGAUGCGGCACGGGCUUUCGAUGAUCUGCUGAAGGUCUUCACAGAGGUCGAGGACCUUGCACACCGUGGCAAGACACUGGCAAGCAAGGCCGUGGAAGCCAAGGACCUCAAUCCUCCAGAUUUGGAUGACAUCUGCAAGUUUGCAUCUCGCUUGCGGCAUGCUGCUCCGGUCGGCUUCCCUCAAGCUGCAGAUGGGUUUCCAGCUGCCCCGCUUCCUUCGGGAUUUUGGCUGCCGUGGCCCACUUUACAGGAGCAGAUGCCGCUCGCAAAGGCCUUGGCCUCCGGAGCGAUGCGCGCGCCGCCGCCCAAGGUCUCACUGGAGCGGGCCGAUCCUGGCUCCGGUGCCGCUUGGGCGGUGACCAUGAGGCCCCUGCCUCCAGCUUCAGCCGUGCUUUUCACGGCCGAUGGCUCGUUGCCAAAACCCGGCUCUACAGGAACUCUGCAAGCGCCACAGGAUGGCCCCAUUCUGUUGGGAGAAGGAGGCCAGGUGUUCGCAGUCGCAGUUGCUGCUGGACGUGGCCUCUCGGACGUUGUCACAGUCAGGACGCCCAAAGCGGCGCCCGACACCUCUGAAGACAGCACGCUGGGACGUGCAAAGGCCCAUGCCAAGCGACCCGCGGACAACCUGCCGCGGCAACCCAAGAAGAAGGCCUCGGCACAAUUCCGAGGAGAUUUGCUGUCAGAAGCCCAGCCACAACUACGGGUGGUCGUGGUUACACGCUACCGUUGGAUGAAGACGACGAUGACUCCUGAGACGGAAGUAGCGUGCUCGCCGAUCCCAACACGGGAGGUGAGUGCUGUGAAGUGCAGUGGGCUUUGCGUCAGCGUGGACUUGAUCAUUGCCUGGUGUGCUUCGUCUUACGACCCUCGCAAGGACUCGCUGGUUCAGAAGAUCAAGGCGAUGCAGCGAUCCAACGAGGAGACCAAGCGUCAGUGGUCAACUACUUAG
This is a messenger RNA of Symbiodinium necroappetens, 1569 nucleotides long. NCBI's taxonomy places the organism in Eukaryota, Dinophyceae, Suessiales, Symbiodiniaceae. The record is from the annotation of a GenBank genome assembly.